Molecule: messenger RNA, 968 nt
Organism: Melanaphis sacchari
Lineage: Eukaryota; Metazoa; Arthropoda; Insecta; Hemiptera; Aphididae
Exons: 3
Coding region: 323-835 (170 amino acids)
Biological process (GO): positive regulation of DNA-templated transcription; mRNA export from nucleus
Cellular component (GO): nuclear pore; SAGA complex
Molecular function (GO): transcription coactivator activity
Source: RefSeq, a predicted model, not a curated record
UAUCAAAACGUAAAUGAUAAAAAAAAAAAAUGUAUUUUUUUUAUUCUGAUUAGGUACCUAUUUUACUUGAUAGCAGUUGUUCUCAUCGACUUGUGAAUUGUGAUCUAAAUCAGUACAUCCAUUCAUCCAUGAUUUCGAGAAAAGUGCUUGAUGCCCACAAAUAUAUUAAAUAUUAAUAUAUGUUUCAGACGUUUCAGUACUUUAGUAAGACAGUCAGUAACAUUAUUUCAGUUGUAUGCAUGUAUUUUGUAUUUUGAUCUAAAAGCAGAAAACACGAGUGCCUUUUCAAAUUUAUCUCAACAUAUCUAUCGAAUUCAGAAAGAUGUGUAAUCGAUCUAUAACUGUAGAUCAAAUUGUCAAAGAUCGGAUCAAUAUACGACUAAUUGAAUCCAAGUGGGUCGAAAAAGUAGAAAAAUUAGUGUACGCUUCUCUUCAAAAACGACAUGAAGAUGGUCAAGAUUUAACUAAUGUUAAGUUUGAAGAAUUAUACAAAGAAGUUGGUGCACGUGCUCGUGAUGAGUUACCAGUUGAAAUGGAAGUUGAGUUACAUGAGAAAGUGGAAAACUUUUUGUCAUCAAACAUUGAUGGGAGUGAAAAUCCUUAUAAUCUGAAUAUAUCAGAAUCUAGUUCUCCCACUGUAAUAAAUGCUGAUGUCCCCGCUGAUGUCCCUGCUGAUGUCCCUGUUGAUGUCCCUGUUGAUGUCCCUGUUGAUGUACCUGCUGAUGUUCCUGCUGAUGUUCCAGCUGAUGUUCCUUCUGAUGCUUCCUCUGAUGUAUUGGCUGAUAUUUUUGAUAGUAGUUUAGAUGUUACUAAUGAACAAUUAAAACCUAAAUAACAUCUUGUGAAUCAUAUUUCUAAAAUUUUGAAAAAUAAUUAAAUUUCUUACUCAAAAAUGACUCAUUUCUGAUGUAUCUAAAAGUAAUUUAAUAAACUUGAUAUUUGAAUUGGUAUCUAUUUUCUUUUAUAAU